CUUAGCAAUAACUACAUCUGUAGAGUUUUUGUCUCUUUGAGUAAGUGUUACUUUUAUUAGAGAAAAAGACGUUAAAGUAAAUCACGGUUACAAAAAAGCAGUUUCCGCUGCUAAAUUAGAGAUAUGUUAGCAAUAAUGUCGGGUUUAUAACGUGAGCUAACUAGCACAUCGUGUUGCUGCAACGUUAACUUUCGUCUGACAGACCCUAUGCUCUAAAUGCAUAUGCGAUGAUUUAAAGUUAGUUAAAUAAGAUAAGACGUGUUGUCCCAGUAUACGUUACCAUGGAUCGAUACAACGAUGUAAAAAUUCAGCUGAAAACCUGGGAGCAGGGGUUUGUCACAGACCACCAGAGGAAACCAAACAAGGAGGACAUUGAUCAAGCUGCAGAUGAGACCAGGAACCUGUAUAAAGAGUACCGCAGUUUGAAACAAGCCAAAGACAACAGCAGCAGUGAUGCAGCCAGCGGACACGUUGAACAGGCCAGAUCUACAGCUGCGGUCAACACACCACAGAAGGACUGUUGGGGAUCCCAUCUGAACCGCAGUUCACAGCCUGCACCUUCUCCCAAACUGACAGCCGAGGAGAGAGACAAUCUGCAGGCCUCUGCCCAAUACUAUGGCAUGAAACUGAAAAACAACAUGGGGACACUCGGUAAGGAGAGACCUGUCUCACUGAAGAAAUCGUUCCUUCCUGGUCGGGUGCCUCUUAACUCCCUGAAAGAUGGACUAACUGGACAGACGAACAGCCCUGUUGCGACCCCUGUGAAGAACCCUUUCAACGGACCCAGAUCCAGCCCCUUCACACCAAGAAGAUUUAACACACCCCAGGGCCUGGCUUCAAAGACACCCCAGAAGGCGGAGCCUGAAGAGCCGUGUGAACCCUUUGAAUCCGUCAAAGAUUCUUGUGAAAAACCUGCAAGUGCUGCUAUUAGUUAUAGUAGUCCUAGUGUUCUAAGUAGUAAGAGUUGUACUAGUAAAGUUAUUAGUUCACAAAAUCAGAAUAUCUCUCAUCUAGCUCCCUCUCCAGCCAGAUCUGCUUCACUGUUGUCAUCAUUAUCUUCUCCAAGUAGGCUAGGAACUUUAAGAGGAGACGUAGGAGCCACGGGCAAAUUAAAUGAAAGUAUAGGAGCUUUAGGAGACAAAGAAGAACAUGUGGACAAUUUCAGAACUCCUCAUAAGGUUGAUGAUGAGGCAGGUGUUGGAGCUUUGAUCAGCUUGAGGGGAGGCCCUCAGGUUAUUGCUGGCUUCAGAGGAGGAAUGGCAGGGAAGCCCUCUCCUGCUAGCAGAUUGAGUUUUGUUGACAAGAAGUGGCUGGAGAGGUGUCAGGUGUUCGGAGAGAUGGGGGCUGAGGUGAAGCCUGGAGCAGGCAACGUGGAGAUAGAUGUGGAGAAAAGAGGAGAGUGUGAAGAGGGAAGAGAAACAACAUUUAAAACAGAUGAAGAGGAGAAAUCUGGAAAAGAAGAAAUACACGUAGCCGAAGAAAGAAGAGCAGCAAAAGUCUCGGGAGAAGUUAAAGAGCCUAAGAGCAUUACCCAUGACAAAACAGUGAGUGAAAGUGAACCAGAACCUUCUCUACAACACACUGGAAAAAGCCAUCAAAGGAAAAGGAAAGGGAAAGCAAAAGAGAAGGAAGAUAUUGAGGAGAUGGAAAGAGGACCGACACCACCUUUAACGCCAGAAGAGGACAAUGAGGAGAGUAACAAAUCCAAAGGUGGAAAGAAGAAAGGGAAGAAAAGGCAGAGAGAGGCAGAGCACAUGGACGCAGAGGCGCCAGAGGAGGGAGGAGUGAAGAAGAGGCGGAGGAAUGGUAAGAAGAAAGAGGAGAGCUCUGAUGGAAAGCCCAGCACAGCUCCACAAGGAGGGAGGAAAAAGAGAUCCAAGAAAAAAGGAGAUGAAGACGAGGAGGCAGAAGAAGAGAAAAAAACCAAGGAACCAACAAAGCUUCCUCAAGAGAACUUGUUAGGAGAAAUAGAGGAGGACUAUAAAGCCAGGAAGGCGUAUAAAACUCAGCCUGCCAAAGUCAAAGGCAUGAAAGGGGCAGAGGGUAACUUUGUGAAGAUAAAUCUGAAGAAGAAAUCCCAUGUCAAAGGAUACGCUCUCAGAGGUGCUGGUCUACGCAAACAGAUAUACAUGGAGAAGUUCCAGCUGAAGGGCGAACGCUUCGGUGGACAUGGAUUUCUUAGCAGAGGAGGAGGGGGUGGUUUCAGAGGGGGAGGACACAGAGGAGGUUUCAGAGGGGGGAUGAGUCAGUCGGGGGACACCUGCUACAAGUGUGGAGGGACGGGACACUGGGCCAUCCACUGCAAGGGACCAGCCCCCCCCCCUUCUGCUGCCGAGGACCAGGCCGCUGAGGAGGAGCCGUUUGACCUGCCCACCUUAGAGGAGGUUGCCAGGGCAACAGGCACACUGCAACCUCAGCCGAUGGCAGCGUCUUCCAGUGCAGCAGAGGAGCAGCCGUCCCAGGAUAAGCAGGGUGACGGUAACACUAAAGACGAGGUGUUGCUGAACGUGAUUCGUCCUGACUAUGAGUGUCCCGUUGUUCCACCUCCAAUGGAACCAAUGUUUCCUCUCACAGAUGAUGGGAAAGUCCAGGAAGCGCCUCCUGAGCUGUAUGAAGCCCUGAAAGAACUCGGCUAUCGGUCAUUUAGACCCGGACAAGCGGAAGCUAUCAUGAGGAUCCUGUCAGGUCUCUCUACCCUGGUAGUGUUGUCAACAGGAAUGGGUAAAUCGUUGUGCUAUCAGCUCCCAGCCUACAUGUAUGCUAAGCGAUCGAAUAGCAUCACUUUGGUCAUUUCCCCUCUAGUCUCACUAAUGGAUGACCAGGUGUCUGGCCUGCCAGCCAAUCUGAAGGCAGCCUGUAUUCACUCCAACAUGAGCAAGAAACAGAGAGAAGCUGCGAUAGAAAAGUGGAUGAUGCCGCGGACAUCAGACUUAUCCAGGCCCAUGCCAAACGCCACAGUGGCCACCACAAGUCGGAGCUCCCCGCACAUGAAGUUGUUCUGGACGCGACGGCGCUCUGAAGAAGACAAGCCGGCAUGGAUCACCCCUUGCAGGCAGGUCCUGAGCAGCGCUGAAAUGCGAGUGGUCUCCUCUCUUCGAGUACAACAGGUGCAGGUUCGGAGGCACUGCCGCAGAUCGGACUGCGAUGCCGUCUUUAUCGUUGAUGUCCAGAUGUCGUGCGAUGUCCAUAGCAGUGGAAAGUGUGGCCGUAGCUGUUUAGAAACGCUGCUCUGCUAUCUGGAGCUGCACCCCCAGCGCUUUGUGGAGCUGCUCCACCCCACUCUGUCUGUGUGUAAAAUCGGCUGCUAUAGUGGACCCAAACAACUCCAGAAACUCACCAAAAUUUGCCCUCCCAUUGCUGUGGUGUUGGCCAGAAGGCGGAUGGCGGGCGAGCGAGUGGAGACGUGUGAUCAGCUGGAGUUCGAUGUCGUUGAGGUUGCAGACACUAUGGGAUGGCAGCUAUCUCUUGUGAAGAGAGGACUCCGACAGCUGCAGUGGUCCUCUGUUGGAGGCCGUAGCGGUGUCAGCGUUGAAUUGUCUUCCAUAUCGUUCUACUUCCGAUCCUUUGGCGACCUCAGCGACGAGGAGAUGGACAGAGUGUGUCAGUUCCUCUAUAAUCGAGUCCAGAACCAGGAGAAAACGCAGAUCUACCAGCUCACCUCCUCCUUCAAGGCCUUCAAAAGUGUUGCAUUUCCGAGUGCAUCGUCCUGUGUCGACGACUUGGAUGAGAGUCGCAGUCUGAGGCUGAAAGACCUUCUGUCCGAUUACUUCGACAAGAGGCGGGACCUAAGCCAGAUGCUCGCACCGGUGUACAUCGAGGAGCUCGACAAAUAUAAGUUUUCAGACUGGGAGAAUCAGAUCAGAGCGGACAUCAGAAGUUUUCUCUCCAACCGGAGUGAUGAGAAGUUUUCUGGAAGAGCUGUUGCUAGAAUCCUCCACGGCAUAGGCAGCCCUUGUUUUCCUGCUCAGAUCUACGGCAGGGACCGGCGCUACUGGAGGAAGUACAUCCAGUUUGACUUCAACCAGCUUAUCAGACUGGCCACUCAGGAGAUCAUUCACUUCAAGUGAGAGACCAAAUGUGCACACACAGACACAGGUGUGCACAUACACAGGUGUGCAUCAAUCACUUACUCACUCACUUACGAGGUCGGGUUUCAAUAGAUUUGGCCAGAAACACCUGUUUUAUAUAUAAUAUCACGUUUAUACCAUCAUGUUGAAUUAAUUUAUCUGCUGUGUUUUCUAAAAUGUUUAGUUUUUAUACGUAUGUGAAGUAUAAAUGAAAAAGAAAAUGAAGUGUUCUGUAAUAAAAUAUUUGUAUCUUUCUA
Notothenia coriiceps (black rockcod) is the source of this 4324-nucleotide messenger RNA. RefSeq names its product RecQ helicase-like 4. Gene Ontology annotation, molecular function: ATP binding; zinc ion binding; nucleic acid binding. The record is from RefSeq and is a predicted model, not a curated record. The coding region runs from base 282 to 4067 and encodes 1261 amino acids. Gene Ontology annotation, cellular component: chromosome; cytoplasm; nucleus. The transcript is spliced from 23 exons. Gene Ontology annotation, biological process: double-strand break repair via homologous recombination; DNA replication; telomere maintenance. NCBI's taxonomy places the organism in Eukaryota, Metazoa, Chordata, Actinopteri, Perciformes, Nototheniidae.